Acyrthosiphon pisum (pea aphid) is the source of this 2617-nucleotide messenger RNA. RefSeq names its product nose resistant to fluoxetine protein 6. The record is from RefSeq and is a predicted model, not a curated record. Gene Ontology annotation, molecular function: acyltransferase activity, transferring groups other than amino-acyl groups. The transcript has 13 exons. Lineage: Eukaryota; Metazoa; Arthropoda; Insecta; Hemiptera; Aphididae. Bases 298 to 2511 code for a protein of 737 amino acids.
UACAGUAUAGAUAUAUAUACCUACUGUGAAUUUCAACGCCGAGCGAGGUCUUCCCCGAUUAUUAGCAAACCUUUGUGGUUUCACGCUAACAAUAAGAAUAAAACGUGUGAAAAACCUAAUAUUAUGAUGAUGACGUGUAGUCAUAAUACAAUUGUGUGUAAAAUAAUAUAAAUUUGAUUUUUUUCUCAGAUCGUCCCGUAAAGUUUUUUUUUUUUUUCGUACAAAAAUUACUUCAACGAAGACAAUAAUAAUAUUAUUUAAUAGUAUAAAAUACAAGUUCAUUAUAAUAUUAUUAUUAUGUCACGGCCGUCGCUGCUGACGAUCGCUUAUUUGUUUGCAUUUUCUUUUGGGUUACUGACCGUUCUAUUGCAGUCGGCCGACGGUGCGGGAGCCGACAUCGGUGACUAUAUUUUGCAGCGGGAUGCCGCCACCGACUCAAUACCCGGUCUUUGGUUAUCCGAUCUGUUUUACCGGGCGCUGGCCAACUUCACCUUGCGGCGGGCGGACAGCACGGCUUGCCGCCGCCAAUCCGCUAUGUACGAAGCAAAUUUGAGAAAUCACACCAGUUGGGCCGUCAGAAUGCUAGAAUCUUGGGACCGAUAUCCAGUCGGUUUACUUGCGGGAAACACAUAUCAAAUGGGAGUCUAUGACGAAUGUGUAGACAUACGUCAUCCAGUGAAAGGACAGUAUUGUUUGUCUGAAAUAAAAAUAAUUCCACCAGCAGGAAGAGAUUAUAGCUUCAACAGAACGGAAGAUUUAGACGAUUUCGGCCACAACCAUGGAUGGAAAACCAUACUCGGGUGGGCUGAUUACCAAGACCGAGUGCAACGAAACAUUUUGAAUUUGGGAAUAUGCAUACCAGACGCUUGUUCGGCGUUGGACCUACAGACAUCAAUACAAAGUGAAUUUGACGAGGCGUUUUCUCCUGAACAGUUCAAAACCGUCGUCAGAGUAGACCCGAUUAAGUGCAGGGUCCGCGAAGAUAAGUAUCCCUACGACACACCGUAUUACAUUACCUGGUGGAUAUUUUCACUGCUCGUUCUGAUUUGUUGCGGUGCGACGUUACACCAUUUUAUAAUAAUAUCGUACCAACAAAACACAAAUGAAAAUGAUGAAGUACCAAGUUCAUUUCUCUACGAAUUUUCAUUAAUCGAGUCAAUCAAAACAUUGUUGAAAUACGACAAGGAAAAUAAAAUAAAUUUUUUUUAUGCCACAAAAGUAAUGACGAUGCUUCCUAUUAUAUAUGGACACAAACUUUUUAAUUUUGUGUCGAAUCCUAUAAGUAAUCCUAAGUAUAUGGAAGAUAUAUACCUCAACGGACCAGCUGUAUUGUCGACUGGUUUGAACGUCGUCGAUCCAUUUUUCUUCAUGAGCGGUUUCAUCAUGUACAUUAGCCUUUCUCGAGAAUUUCGUAAACCAAAGGACGAAUCAGUUUGGAAGACACUCUCCCUGUCAAUUAUACAGCGUAUAAUCAGAAUGUUACCGGCUUAUUGCGCGAUGAUGGCCAUCACGGCGCAUAUUAUACCCCACCUCGGAGACGGUCCACUGUGGCCACAUAAGUCGUGGGAAGAAGCAGAGAUAUGUAAGAACUAUUGGUGGACCAACCUGUUGUUCAUAAGCAAUUUCGUUGACGUCAAACAUCAGUGCCUCAUUAUGAGCUGGUACUUAUCGUGUGAUAUCCAGUUUUUCGUAAUUGGAGUUAUUGUCGUUUACGUUUACACGAAAAAUCCAAAAUAUGGAAUCGCAUUGCUUGGCACAAUAAUUGGUUUGUCGAUAUCCGUGCCGUUCAUAAUAACUCUUUUGACGGGAAGAGAUGGAAUGGAUAAGUUACUUUUACCAUACAUAAUGUACCCGAGAAAUAUUAUAUCGUUAAACGAGUCGUACCGACCAAGUUACAUGCGGGCCACGCCAUUCUUUGGAGGCUUGGCCAUGAGCUUUGUAGUGGAAAAACUGCAGAAGGAAAAAAAAGUGAAAUUUUCACAAAUGGUGGUUCACGGCGGAACAUUUGCCAUUUGCACGUUUACUUUAUGGGUUCAGUGUUACGGGGCCGUAUUCUAUGCGAGAAAUAGACCUUAUUAUCCAUUGGAACAAGCCUUGUACUCAACUAUAUAUCAUUGUACGUGGCCAUUAGCGAGUAUAUGGAUUACCAUAAGUUAUUUCACGUCAGGCUACGGUCUACUUGAAAAUUUAAUUCGCAAUAAAUUUGUUGUGAUUAUGGGGAAACUCUCAUACCCCGUUUUGUUAGUGAACAUCACUGUUGUGCUAACAUCUCAGAGUUCGCAGAGGUUACCAGUUCAUCUGUCGUCAAGAUAUGUGUUUGACGCUUAUCUCUAUGAUGUAUUCAUGUGUUAUCUGAUGGCCAUCAUCUUAUAUUUGGUUGUUGAUGAGCCGUUUGCGAAAUUGACUAAAAAACUGUUUUAUCAGAGGAAAAGUAUAAGCUCGUUGAUCAAGAAUGGAACACCGAUCAAAACACCAGCUACUUGCAGCAGUAAAACUGUUAAAAACGACUAAGCUAUCUUAAAAUAGGUAGUGGGUCAAUUAUGAAAUGUUAGCAUUUAUAUCAUAAUAUAUGAUAAUUUAGUUAAUAAAGUUAUUCUUUUAUGGAUCGGUAGGUAAA